Messenger RNA from Coprinopsis cinerea okayama7#130, 2181 nucleotides. RefSeq lists its product as hypothetical. The transcript has 7 exons. Gene Ontology annotation, biological process: proteolysis. Lineage: Eukaryota; Fungi; Basidiomycota; Agaricomycetes; Agaricales; Psathyrellaceae. The record is from RefSeq and is a predicted model, not a curated record. The coding region runs from base 1 to 2181 and encodes 726 amino acids. Gene Ontology annotation, molecular function: cysteine-type endopeptidase activity.
AUGGGCUCGACAACUGAGAAGCUCAGACAAACACAACUGGAGCCGGUAUAUUACCAGCCGGAGGCGCUCCAUCUGGUGGCUCUAACUCUAUGGCUCUUUCUCUACCAGCACCAGCUCCUAGUUGGAACCGUCCACGAAACACACAUCUGUAUCACCACCGUCGACUAUCUGCUCUCCAACGCUCCCAUGGCUCAGAACGUAUACGCACUAAUCGUCGCCAUCGACGAGUACAAAUCCCCCGACAUCCGCAACCUCCGCCAAUGCGUCUCAGACUCAUCCCUGAUCUACAACUACCUCCUCGAAGCAUUCGGACCGCACAACGCUACUUCCAACAUCCGUAUCCUGCGUAACGAACAGGCGACGCGCUCAGCUAUCAUCUCUACCUUUCGCAGUCAUCUGGUCGAUAACCCUGCGAUUGAGGCUGAUGACCCUGUUGUGUUUUACUUUGCGGGGCAUGGCGCGAGGACGAUGAAACCAGAGGAUUGGCCUGUCAGUUCGUGGGAUAUGAAGAUCGAAGCGAUCUGUCCGUACGAUGAGCGGUGUGAGGUUGAGGAGAGUGGGGAGGGUGCGGAAGGCGACGAGCGCGCAGAAGAUAGGGAGGUCGUCAGGUGUAUACCCGAUGUGACUAUGGGAAAGCUGUUAAAGCAGUUGGAGGUCAAGGGCAGGAGGAACAUUACCGUCAUCCUGGACUGCUGUCACUCUGGAGGCGGGAUACGAAAGACAGAAGAUUACAUCGACGUCCGAUGCCGUGAUGCCCUACCCAUCGACGAAUCGCCCUUCCCUCUCUCCAUCGACCGUGCAAUCUGGGAACUCCCUGAACUCGCGACGCGACCCCCCUCUCCAUUCGAACCGGACCAAAACUCGCGCAUCUUCGGCUCCGAGAUCCUCAUGGCUGCCUGUACCGCCAACGAAGAAGCCAAAGACGGAUACUUCACCACCAAGCUCGUGGAAGGACUCAGAAAGCGUAUCGGGGUCGAUACAACAGUCUCGGAUCUCAUCCCCUUGGUCCCUCCCUCCACCAAGCAACACCCCGUGUUCCAAGGCAAGCCCACCAAGAUCAUCUUCACGAACAAGGUCAUCGAUAAGGAGCGCCGCAAGUUCUUGUUGAAGACUAUUCCCGGGGACAAGUUCCAGGUGAACGCUGGCAGCAUCCACGGGAUCGCGAAUGAUGCGCUGUUCCAGUUGGAAGACGGCGGAGGGACGCUGAAAGUCGAGCAGACGCAGGUGUUCCGUUCUGUGCUUGUCAGAACGGCGUCUACGCCUGAGUCUGUUGAGAUUCCAGACCAGACGCCUGUCUAUGCGAUCCCGAGUCUUCGGGAUGCUGUUAUAGCGGUUUGGAUGGACGAGGAGCUCCGGAGGCGUGUUGGUGUACCGCACACGACGAGCGAGUCGUGGUAUACCAUCGUUUAUGACCCGUCCCGUGCGAAUGCGCUGGUGACGUUUGAGCCGUCGGAUGGGAGAGCGGAGGAUGCUGUCCAAGUUGAGCUCACCGAGCCUCUCUUCCGCAGCACCGGGUCUGACAAAACCGCCUUCACCUGGUCCAGCGUGUACAACCGGUUCUCAGAGUUCCUCGACGCCAUCGCGCUCUUUCGUUACCAAUUGGGCCGGCACAGCGGGUCCGGGACUCUGUUCACGUCCUAUCCCGAACCUAACCAGGUGAAAGAUACUUUGUGCCGGGACAUCGAUGUUGCGCUUUACAAGGUGGUUAAGAAAAUUAUAUUUAUGCAGCCAGAGGACCCGGCUACGAAUCUGUUCAACGAGGAUGGGGUUGCUGUUCUGCCGGAUUCGACUGUGGACCAGUACGGGCUUCGUGUGUUGAACAAGAGGAAGAAGGAUUUGUAUAUCUAUAUUUUCUACUUCAACCCUGCAGACCUCAGUAUCCAGGCAUGGAGCUACCUACAAGCCAGCUCCGUCAAAGAAGGCGAAACAGUCUCCAUCGGGUACGGAACAGGCGGAGCACCCAUCCAAUUCGAGCUCGACGACCCCACGCGCGAGGAGAGCGGGUUCGUCAAGGUGUUUGUCUCGACGCAUCAGGUGGAGAGGAUGGAUUUUAUUGAGCAGGCAGGUGCUGGGGUUCCGCAGCAGUUUAGGAAGCUUGGGCCGAAGGAUAUUGGGGCUGAGAAGGAGAAGUGGGGUGCGUGGCUUGGGGUUAUUAGGGUUACCCCUAGAGUUAAGGCUUGA